Molecule: messenger RNA, 439 nt
Organism: Geodia barretti
Lineage: Eukaryota; Metazoa; Porifera; Demospongiae; Tetractinellida; Geodiidae
Source: the annotation of a GenBank genome assembly
GCCGCUGGUUUUUCACUCGCCUGGGUUUGCUCCCGAAUUUCGGCCUAGCUAUCCGUCUUUUGGUAAGGAGCUACUGUUGUGUGUACUUUAGCUAGCUGCAAUCCAGCUCAUUGCCAAUUUUCUUUCGAGGUUCCACGGGACGGCCACAACUCUGACGUUGUCACCUUCACGUGACACUCCGUGUCUGUCUUGUCCGCACUGCUGAGUAUUGUGCUGGAGUCGCCACGGUCAAAACUUGGGUUUGUGGCCACAGUUAAUUAUGUUUCAAGUUCAACCUUCUGCACCCCCUCGGUCUCUAGCCAGCACUUCUCUGCUGACAGUCGUGGCUGAUAACAAGAACCUCACCUGUUCUUUCAGUCGCAGGCCCUCCACUGCGCUCUACCACUGCUCUGCUGUCACCACUGCCACCUGGGCUUCUCCAUCCUUUGAGAUAAGUUCA